UGUAUGUAUAACAAGCUAACGUUUUGGCCAGUGAAUCACAUGAUGUCCAAUGUUGCUACCAUGGCAACUGCUAACAAAUCACGUGACCAGAAAGGUUGCUAACACCCCUCUUCUUCGGCUGUUGAAUCAUCAUCAUCACCGGCCAUAUCUCCAUGGAUACUGGAUGUUCCCCUGUUGUCGUGGAAACAGUAGUCACUUUCAAGGGACGCAGCUACUCAAAAUUCUCUUUCAGUGCAUGUGGUAAGAGAAAGAGAUACGUGCUGUUAAUUUCUUCCACACUUGAUCUCUCUUUCUUUUUUCACAGACUGAGUUUGACACAGAAGGAAACUACCAUUCUAAAGUUGCUCGGAAAUCAGAAGUGCUUUUUCGCCACGAGAUCCAGCCUCGCGACAUCCGUUUUUCCACCUUCUCUUCACUCGUCGUCCGAGCCAACAGCAUUAUACUUCGACUAAAGCACAUGAAGGCAAUUAUAAAUAGCGACUCUCUCGUUUUGCUGGACUCCAACCACCGUUCAGUUAAAGAGUUUCUGCCUGAACUGAAACUGAAGAUAACAUCGUGUAAAGAUGAUUCUCCAUUUGAGUUUGUCGUCCUCGAGGCUAUGCUAAUGGAAAUGUUUUCAUCACUUGAUGACAGACUGGCUGAGUUGGGACAAGCAGCUGAAGAUGUCCUGCAUCGCCUCCUAGACCCUCAACUGUUCUCCGUAGACAGGGGUGAGCUACACAUCCUCCUACAGCACAGCAAAAGCCUGUCAGAGUUCCACUCGAUAGUCAAAGACAUUGAGGCCACACUGACCGACGUUCUCGACAGCGAAGAAGACAUGGCUGACAUGUACCUCACCCACUUUGCCGACACAGGGGAAUAUAGAGAUGAGGAAGAUAUCGAAGACAUCAACAACAUUCUAGAAGCAUAUCUAAUGCAGGCAGAGAACAUGAUGAGCGAGGUUCAAACUCUGCGGGACUCGAUCGACCAAUCAGAGAGCAUCAUUCUCAUCAACCUGGACAGCCAGAGAAACGUGAUGAUGCGACUGUCUCUGCAGCUAGAGAUGGGGGUCUUCUCGGCCACCAUCUCCGGGCUCAUCGGCAUGGCUUUUGGAAUGAAUCUAGACUCUUCACUGGAAGAGAAUCCGUACGCAUUCUGGGUGACCACUGGGUGCAUGAUGAUGCUCUGUGGGUUGCUAUGGAAACGACUACUGAGCAUCCUAUUCUCGUCGCUAACCCGAAGCCCGCCGCCACGGAGACUGACUCCGCCUACUUCCUCUCGCAGUCGUGGCCGAUGACAACAUCAACCAACGACCAUCAACUCAAAGCCUCAAAUCUCUAUAUAUCAUUCCUUCUCAGUAUUAUUGUUGUGCAGCAUGAUUCUCCAAUAAAGCAGCUAAACCUAAUUAACCACUGUGGAACGCCUCUUUACACUUAUGUGCCUACAAGA
Messenger RNA from Geodia barretti, 1428 nucleotides. NCBI's taxonomy places the organism in Eukaryota, Metazoa, Porifera, Demospongiae, Tetractinellida, Geodiidae. The record is from the annotation of a GenBank genome assembly.